AUAUAAUAAAUGAAAAAAAAAAACCGUGUGAAAUUAGUAUUCAGAGAGAGUUUUUCAAAACACAAUGACGUGGCCAGAAAAUUAUUACUUAUUAUUUUUUAAAUUAUUUGUUUUAAUUUCCAAAAUCAAUUGUGAUCAAUUAUGGCAACAAGAUUUAUCAAAAGAUAUCACAAUCGGUGCAGCAACAUCAGGCUAUGAUAAAGUUCAACUACGUUGUGGAGCAAAUUCGAUGCAAGUCGAUAUUACAUUAUCAGAUAAUAAUGGAGAUUCUACACAAGGUCGGGAAUCGGUCAAUGAUUUUCAAGGUGUUAUUUAUACACGUGGUAGCUUUCAUCGAAAACAAGCACCGUGCUAUUUAGAUCCAGAUGAUCCAAGCACAAUAAGAUCAAAUAAUGGAAGAUCGUUUACAUUGAAAUUUCCAUUAAAUAAGUGUCAAACAUUACAUAAUGGUGAUAUAUAUUCAAACGUAAUUGUUGUACAAUAUGAUAAAGAUUUAAUAAUGCCUGGCGAUGCUGCAUUUAAUGUGGAAUGCGAUUUUAGUAAGCCGCGUGAUAUAACUGUUAAUGCUGAUUUAAAUGCUAAUGAAAAUGGAGUUAACAGAAAAGCAGUGGCAUCCCGAAUAACUUUAACUGAUGCUGAUCCAGCCGCUUCAACAGCAGAUCAUCGAUAUAAACGUGCAAUCUCUGAAAGUGAUACAGAUUUUGUUGAAUUUACACCAGCGCAUGUUCUAAGUAAGCUAAAAGAUGAAUUGUAAAAUUGCACUAUCAUAUAGUCAAAUUAUUUUUUGCUGUAUAUACAAAAUUAGUUAAUUAUAUAUGUAUAU
Molecule: messenger RNA, 823 nt
Organism: Chrysoperla carnea
Lineage: Eukaryota; Metazoa; Arthropoda; Insecta; Neuroptera; Chrysopidae
Exons: 4
Coding region: 65-754 (229 amino acids)
Source: RefSeq, a predicted model, not a curated record